AUGGAAUUCGCGUCUUCUUCAUGCGAUGUGCUCAUCAACUUUACCGGCGAAGACAUCUGUAGGAAGUUCGUUUCUCAUCUCGAUUCUGCUCUCUCAGCUGCUGGAUUCACCACUUUCCUUCACCAGGACAAUCUAGUCAACUCCAUGCAGCUCCAACAUCUAACACAACCAAAAGAAUUGUGUCGGAUAGCAAUAGUUGUUUUUACCAAAACUUAUGCUGAAUCUGCCUGGUGUCUUCAUGAGCUUCAACAAAUCAUUAAAUGGCACGAAACUUAUUGCCGUCAUGUUCUGCCCGUAUAUUACGAAAUUCAGCCAUCUGAUGUACGUCUUCAGAAGGGUGAUUUUGGAAAAGCCUUGAAAGCAACUGCGCAACAAACAUUUUCAGGACAACAAGUGGAAGAUGCCUUGUCCAGGUGGAGCCGCGCACUCACCAAAGCAGCAAAUUUGUUUGGGUGGGAUGAGAGAAAUUACAGGAGUGAUGCUGAACUAGUGGACAAAAUUGUUAAGAACGUCCUUUAUUUACCAGUCUUAGCUGCUACUAAAUUUCCAGUUGGAUUAGAGUCCCAUGUGGAAAAACUGAUUCGAUAUAUUGAAAAUACCAAAGUCAGUAUCAUAGGGAUAUGGGGAAUGCGAGGAUUUGGUAAAGCCACCGUCGCCAAAGCCGUCUACAACCAAAUUCAUGAUACAUUCGUAGGCUAUGUGACAGAGAUACUGAAUGGCUGUGGACUACAGGCUGAUAUUGGAAUAGCAGUUCUCAUACAGCGUAGCCUCCUCAAAGUUGAAAAGAAAAAUAAACUCGGCAUGCAUCAUUUGCUACGAGAAAUGGGAAGAGAAAUUAUUCGUAGAAGUUCAACAAAGGAACGUGAGCAGCGCAUUCGACUGUUUGCUGACGAGGCUAAAUUUGUACUGACAAAGAAUAAUGGAACAGCGGCUAUUCAGGGAUUGACUCUGAAGUCAUCAUUACCCAUCACAUAUUGGUUGGAAAUUUAUGCUUUCCAGAACAAGGAGAUAUUGAGACUGCUGGAACUUUACUCUCAACUAUUCACGAGAGACUAUCGGAACCUUUCAAAGCAACUGAGAUGGAUCUGUCAUCGAGGGUUUCCAUUAAAAUAUAUACCUAACAACUGUAAUAUGGAAGGUGCAAUUGCGGUUGAUUUAAAAUACAGUAAUCUCAGAUGUGUCGGGAAACAACCAUGGGUGUUAGGGUGGCUAAAAUUUCUCAAUCUAAGUCACUCCAAGUACUUGACGGAAACACCGGACUUUUCAGGACUACCAAGUCUUAAAAAGCUCAUUCUCAAAGAUUGUCCAAGUUUGUGCAAGGUACACCAAUCCAUAGGAGAUCUCUGCAAUCUUCUACUCAUAAAUUUGAAGGAUUGUAUAAGUCUUAGCAAUCUCCCAAAAGAGGUAUAUAAGUUGAAAUCUUUAAAAACUCUCAUCCUAUCUGGUUGUUCCAAGAUUCACAUUUUGGAAAAAGAUAUAGUGAAGAUAGAAUCCUUGAUAACACUAAUUGCUGAAAAUAACGCAGUGAAACAAGUUCCCCUUUCAAUUGUAAGCUCAAAAUGCAUUGGAUAUGUAUCCCUACGUGGAUUUGAAGGAUUGUCACACAAAAUUUAUCCUUCUAUCAUUCGGUCUUGGAUCUCACACAAUAUUAGGCCGUUUAGCACGCAUAUGGAGAAUAAUAAUUGGCGUGACCUUUCGCCAUUGUUUAGCAGCCUUGCAAAUCUUCGAAGUGUUUUGGUUCAAUGUGACACAGAGUUUCAACUAUCUAAGCAAGUAAGAACAACACUUGUCGAAUGCGGUGCAAAUGUUACAAAAUUAAGAACUUCAGAGCAUCACUUGAGGUUUUCUUUGAUUGGUGUUGGAAGUUACAAUGAAUUCUUCAACACUCUAAGCGAUAGCAUACAUGAGGGAUUGGCAAGGAGUGAAUCUUCGUAUGUUUGUCUUCCAGGUGACAAUUGUCCUUAUUGGUUAGCCCAUGUGGGUGAAGGACAUUCAGUUUGUUUCACUAUGCCUCAGGACUGUGACGUAAAGGGAAUGGCUUUGUGUGUUGUUUAUUUAUCAACCCCUGACAACUUGGCAACUGAAUGUCUUACAAGUGUCUUAAUUGUUAACUACACAAAGUGCACAUUCCACAUACACAAGCAUGGCACAGUAAUUUCCUUUGAUGACAGAGAUUGGGAGGGCAUAAUGUCAAAUUUAGAAUCUGGAGACAAGGUGGAGAUUUUUGUGACUCUUGCUCAUGGAUUGGUUGUCAAGAACACAGCUGUGUAUCUGAUAUAUGCUGAUCCAAAUGACUUGGAAAUGGAGGCUUGCCAUCAGCCAAAUAAAAAUGUCUUCCAUAAAUUCUUAAAAGAAAUUGUAACGUGUGACUUCAAGUCAUUCUUUGAGGAAGCCAAGAUCCUGAAUGCAAAAACCACUCUUGCAAAAGGUCUCCAUGGUCUUCCCGGAUAUGCAUAUGAAGUUCCCCCAUUACUCGUGACAACACAUCUGCAAUGA
Messenger RNA from Sphenostylis stenocarpa, 2496 nucleotides. The record is from the annotation of a GenBank genome assembly. Lineage: Eukaryota; Viridiplantae; Streptophyta; Magnoliopsida; Fabales; Fabaceae.